CAAACAGAUGCUCUCUUGGUGCCACCAAGAUCCGCACCCUUCGGUAGUAAAUGCUGAACACCGACGAUAAAUUCGAUAGGAACGAUACCAAAUGCUGUGGAUUAACAUUGCCCAGCUCCACGCCCUUAAUGCAGCUCUGUACCAUAUGUGGAUACUGUAGAAUAUAGACAUACAGCAGCUCCCAUUCUUCUGGCUGUUUCAGCAAUGAAAAGUCGAUUUGGUCCAGCGCUGGCAGAUCUGGGUAAGUCCCUUGCUGGACUUUGAGGUCAAACUCUUUGAGCAGAAUGGACAAUCGGGCGCAGUUAUAGAAAAUAAAAGCCGGCCCUUUGUUACAGUUGCCCAAGUUAUCAAGAGUAACUUUCACAGACUUCUGAGGCUUGUUGCUUAGCAGCUCUACGCUGACUGAAGCCCUGCCUAGAUGGGUGAACAACUCUUUCCACUCUUGGGCUGAUUGUAUGUUCACUCGGUAUCGAUGCUGAGCCAUCAGCCUCAUGUCGGUUACUCGUUUUUGGAAGAAAUCUCGGGCAGUGUGCUCAGUAUCUUUCACUCCCUGCUCGUUCAAUACUGGUCCGCACAGAAUGCUGGCGUUGGAAACAGUAGAAGCCUCAACAUUGUUAACCAGAGCAACAACCACACUGUCUGCAGGCUCGGACUUUGUGGAGAGUUUCAGCAAGUUCUCUAUAGUGGCCUUUAGGAUGGAGAGCCUCAAAGUGGUGAGAUCUGCCUGAUCUAGAUCACUAACUGUUUGAUAGGUUGUGGUUGCCGUUGUUAUCCUAAUUACUUGAUUGAAUAGUUUUACCCUUCCAUACUGGCCAGCUUCAGCUAAAGCGCGUUUAACUGCAUAGUUGAAAAGGGGCGCCCGUUCGAGGAACAAGUGGGCACUAGUCUUGAUGCACUUGUGGGUCCGUAUUUGGGCUUUCAAGCCACGCAGGCAUUCCUGAAAUAGCCCCAACGCGAUGUCUAUAUCAGCACUAGCGAACUGGUGAACUAAACCAGGCGCCCCUAAUUCCCGACUUGCACUCCUCUGGAUGAUAUGGCGCCAGACCUUGCUGGAAAGGGGCAAGCUCACAUCCCCCAGCUUUUCUAAGCAUCUGCUGUGCUUCUUUAUCAUGGUGUCUUCAUCCUGGGGUCUUACGCCUAUGACCAGUUGGUAUAAUGUGUUGAUAAGCUCAGUUAGAGGGUCCAUUUCAGCAUUUUAAGCCUCUAUUUACAAACAAUGGGAGAACUAACCUCCAAAUACAAAGCAAACAUGGCCUUGGCAGUUCAUCAGCGUAGCCAGAUUUCCAAUCAGAAUAAAUUAAUUUAGCGAAAACACUUUCCUCUGGUGGUUAUUAAAGAAUUUGAGUCCCGUUCUAGAUUGUGAUUGAAUAAUUUUUAAACACUAUUAACCUUAGAUGGGAUCACGUAAUUGAUCAGGAUAUAAAAAUUGCAACAUUCAGCAACACACUACAGUAACACUUGGCAUAACCUUGCUACUUGACGUCAUCUAUGGGCAUAACCUUGCUUUUUUAUUUUCUAACUCUUUGAUGUAGUGGUAAACAAUAGAGCAAAACAAUGUCGCAUUAUAAAAUUCAAACUAUCCCGCAUAAUUUAAGCAAAGAGGAAACCAUCGUCCAAAUGGUGGAAAUUCUCGAUCAUCUGGACGCUAUCACCCAAGAUGUGUUUUCCAGAGUGGGCAAAAGGUUGGAGGAGAACAAUGCAAAGUUAUCCAGCAUAUUCAAGCGAAUAGAUGCUGCCUCCGCCAAAGUGGCCAAUCUGAAAGGGGAUAAGAAGGCGAAAACCGUAUUUUCCAGUAGUAAGUAUCCGGCGGCGGAUAUCAAUAGGGACUAUGUGUCCAUUUUCAAGGAGCCCGUCACGGUUGAAAGGGUGCGACAUGAAGUGCCCCAUGGAAAGCGCGUAUCCACCUUUGAGCCUGUGUCAAAGUUGCAGUUUUACCACGUUAAAGUGCCCGAGAUGAACAAUAAUCAAGUGCCAGAAGGGCUCGGGGAUGUACCAAAUGAUAUCAGCUGUGUAAACGACCUGUUGCUGUUCAACACCGGCAAGAAUGUGUAUAAGGAUUUCAAGCCUAACGACUACUGCAAAAGCCCAACGAUUAUCAGGCAGAAAGACAAUUACGCUACUUCAGAACUAGGGGCUGCGCCCGUUUCCAUAAGCCAGAGAGCAUCAAUGCAGCAGGCGAAUAAAGACAGUUACUUUUACACUCCGAAAAUCGAACAAUUACCUGCCUUGGAUGUGCCUUGGGAUUUGCCCAAUCUGCCAGGCAUAGCUGACGAUGUUCGGUAUGAAGUCGAAGGCUCUGAAGCUGCGAUCAUCAGCCCAUCGGCUGUUAACAGCAGUCAAGUGGUAGAUGUGGAUUUGCCAGACAUUUCCACUUUUACAGCAGUGGAAGUUCCUUCACCGCCCCCACCUCCACCUUUAAUAGAUAUUCCAUUGCCACCACCGAUAGAGCAGAUGCCAGUAGAAGCACAAAAAACUGCCCAACCAGAUAAACCCCCAUCGGUUCCUCAACCGCCAGUUCACAUGGCACCGCCACCGCCCGUUCACAUGGAACCGCCUCCGCCAGUCCCAACACUCCAAAGUGACCCCAGAGCCAGUCUGAUGGAUGCAAUUAGGAAGGCUGGGGGCUCCAAGGUUCUACGGAAAACGAAUGAGCAGUCCCAAGCUAGUGCCCCCAAAGGGGGCGACUUGAUGGCAGAUUUGCAUCUGAAGCUGCAGAUGAGGAGGAAAGGAAUAUCUGGGUCUAAACAGACUGAUCAGGGACAUCUGGGAGGGGCUGACUCUGCAUUUGCCAGAAUGUCUUCGAUCAUUCCUCCACCUACCAAAAGCAGCGAUAUGGGCAGCAGUGUUUCUACUGAUGAUGAUGAUGAUGAUGCUUGGAAUGAUGAUUAAAUUGUAUAAGAUAGUAUUAUUAUUGAAUAUAUAUUUUUUGUAAAUAGCAAA
Molecule: messenger RNA, 2940 nt
Organism: Dendroctonus ponderosae (mountain pine beetle)
Lineage: Eukaryota; Metazoa; Arthropoda; Insecta; Coleoptera; Curculionidae
Product: WASH complex subunit 1-like
Biological process (GO): Arp2/3 complex-mediated actin nucleation; endocytic recycling; exocytosis
Cellular component (GO): recycling endosome; WASH complex; early endosome
Molecular function (GO): gamma-tubulin binding; actin binding; alpha-tubulin binding
Source: RefSeq, a predicted model, not a curated record